Messenger RNA from Myotis lucifugus (little brown bat), 1263 nucleotides. RefSeq names its product transmembrane protease serine 11B. Gene Ontology annotation, cellular component: extracellular region; plasma membrane. The record is from RefSeq and is a predicted model, not a curated record. Gene Ontology annotation, biological process: proteolysis. NCBI's taxonomy places the organism in Eukaryota, Metazoa, Chordata, Mammalia, Chiroptera, Vespertilionidae. The transcript has 10 exons. Bases 1 to 1263 code for a protein of 420 amino acids. Gene Ontology annotation, molecular function: serine-type endopeptidase activity.
AUGGUCUACUUUAACAGGUCAGGCAUAUCAUCCCAGAGAAGAUCUUGGCCACUAUAUUUGACAAUCCUUGCUUUUCUUGGAGUGGCGGCAAUCGUGGGAAUAACUAUUGGUCUCCUUGUUCAUUUUCUGGCAGUCGGAAAGAUUUACCAUUACCAAGGGGAUUUUCAUAUUUCUGGAGUCACAUACAAUGAUAGCUGUGAAAAUGCAGCCUCACAAGUUAGCAAAGGUCUGAGCAAAGAUAUUGAGACUAAGAUGCUUGAUGGAUUUCAAAAUUCUAGCAUAUAUAAAGAAUAUGUCAACUCUCAGGUCAUCAAACUUCUCCCUUUUCCCAAUGGUUCAAGUGUGCAGCUUCAGCUGACAUUCAAGUUUCCUCCAGCAAAGAGGGGGAUCAUGAAGCCUGCAAUCAAAGCUGUCUUACUUCAGCUGUUGAAAGACAACAUGGCGACCUGGAAUGCAGUUCCAGCUUCCAUUAAACUUACGGAAAUCAGCAAGACUGAUGCCGAAAUGCUUACCAACAAAUGUUGUGGGAGACAACUGGUCAAUAAUAUCAGAGCAGGCAACCGAAUCGUGAAUGGGGGAGAUGCCCAGACAGGGGCAUGGCCUUGGCAGGCAAGUAUGCAGUGGAAGGGCCAACACAACUGCGGAGCAUCUCUGAUCAGCAGCAGGUGGCUACUAUCUGCAGCUCACUGCUUUACUCAGAAAAACAAUUCAAAAGAUUGGACCGUCAACUUUGGAACUUUAUUAAAUAAACCAUAUCUGACACAGAAAGUCCAAAGCAUUAUUUCUCAUGAAAAUUUUAGCGGGCCUGGGGUCCACAAUGACAUUGCCCUGGUGCAGCUUGCUAAAGAAGUCUCUUUCUCAAAGUAUGUCCGUAAAAUUUGUCUUCCUGAAGCCAAAAUGAAGCUCGCAGACAAUGACAGUGUUGUAGUUACAGGAUGGGGAACACUUUAUAUGAAUGGUCCCUUUCCAAAUAUCCUUCAAGAGGCCUUGGUGAAGAUUAUCGAUAACAAAGUUUGCAAUGCUCCACAUGCAUUAUCUGGCUUAGUGACCGAUAACAUGCUAUGUGCUGGAUUUAUGUCAGGAAAAACUGAUGCCUGUCAGAAUGAUUCUGGUGGACCACUAGUUUACCCUGACUCUAGAAAUAUCUGGCACCUUGUUGGAAUAGUAAGCUGGGGUGAUGGAUGUGCUAAAAAGAAUAAGCCAGGUGUCUAUACUCGAGUGACUGCUUAUCGUGAUUGGAUUACCUCCAAGACUGGACUCUGA